AUGGACAACUCUGCCCAACAAUCAGAACCCAGUUCCUCAUUACCGAUUGACGACUCGGCAAUGCGUCCUCCAAGUCGAAAUGGCAGUCGUGAAUCCACCCCCCAUGAGAGGAGUUAUGCACACAGCACAGCAGAGCGGCCGUCUCCAUACCGAGUCCGCUUGUUUGUUCUAAGCGGCGCUUGGGGUCGUUUAUCCCGAGCAAGACGAGUCGUCGUCCUAUCGUCGAUAGUGAUUGUAAUAGCACAGCUCAUCAGCAUCAUCAUUGCAUUGGUCGAUCCCACGAGCGCUCUCUGUGAUAGGCCGCUGGACAUCUUUUUGAUAGUAUACCUCGUACGCUCAGUCGUCAAUCUCCCUUUGAUCCUCUAUCACCAUCUUCGUCCUCCACGAUCAGGAAAUCAAGAUACAGAAAAUGAUAAUGAACGACGAGUCGAAUGGACUGAUCGCUUGAAGUCAUUGUUCGAUAUUUUCGGCAUUGUGUGGUUCAUUAUCGGCAACUACUUUAUCUUCACCUCUGGUCAAUGUGCUCAAAGUUCACCCACUUUAUUCUACACAACACUCGUAUGGAUACUUUUGGGAUAUGGUCUCGUCGUCGUGCCACUCUUCCUUUGUAUUUCAGUCAUAUUCUGCCUCCCUUGUGUAUUAGUUUUGAUGCGUAUGCUACGUCUUGGAUAUGCAUCAGGUCUUGUAAGCGGUGCAAGUAAGGCCGAAGUGGAAGCUAUCCCUGUGUUCAGGUACACUGCAGCAGAUGGAGAAGGAGGCAACCAAACAAGCACAUCUUCACAACAACAACAACAACAGCCACAAAAGAAAACCAAGAAACGAGCAUCCUUCUUUCGAUACAUGCUUCGACGACCCAAUGAUCAAGAGAACAGUGAUGUGGUUUACGAUCCUAUUACUAUCACACCAGCCGAAGAUGCCGUUUGUUCCAUUUGCCUCUCUGAAUAUGAACAUGGUGACCUCGUUUGCAAAUUACGGUGUGGGCAUCAUUAUCACAGGGAUUGCGUACAUGAAUGGCUCUUGCUUAAUUCAAGCUGCCCUCUUUGCAAGCGUGAUUUCCGAAAAGAAGACUCUGUAGAUGACGCUGUAUAG
Lichtheimia ornata is the source of this 1089-nucleotide messenger RNA. RefSeq lists its product as uncharacterized. The record is from RefSeq and is a predicted model, not a curated record. Bases 1 to 1089 code for a protein of 362 amino acids. The transcript is spliced from 5 exons. Lineage: Eukaryota; Fungi; Mucoromycota; Mucoromycetes; Mucorales; Lichtheimiaceae.